Messenger RNA from Ziziphus jujuba (common jujube), 4211 nucleotides. RefSeq names its product U-box domain-containing protein 24. Bases 570 to 3593 code for a protein of 1007 amino acids. Gene Ontology annotation, molecular function: ubiquitin-protein transferase activity; protein binding. The transcript has 5 exons. Gene Ontology annotation, biological process: protein ubiquitination; cell surface receptor signaling pathway. NCBI's taxonomy places the organism in Eukaryota, Viridiplantae, Streptophyta, Magnoliopsida, Rosales, Rhamnaceae. The record is from RefSeq and is a predicted model, not a curated record.
GCAGAAGACUCGUCAAAAAACUUGAUUUUUUCAUGAGAGAAAACCUUUCAACCAAAAUAGGGUCAAGACUGGCCUAGAGAGAGAAGGAGAGAGCUUUUGGUCCAGUUGGAGACAACGUGCUCCAAAUACUAAAUAUAUACCAACUUUUCAGGGGACAACAAAAAUAUAAGGGAAACAAAAUUAAAAGGAAAUUUUAUUUAUUUUUUUAAUUUUUUUUUAUAUAUAUAUUUUUUCAUUUUCGCACUUAUUAUUCUCAGAACCAGCGACUGCUGGCGUUUCUUUCCACGGACUCGAUUCACUACUUUCACAGAAAAUCUCGGUACCUUUUCCCUGAAAUUUCUCUGGGAAAGAAGUGGUGGCGCAAUGAACUUUGAAGGGCUUUAGCUAUUUUUCAGUUUCAGGCAGGCAUUUUCAAGGAAAAGAUUGGAAGAUUAUAUGGGUAUAAAAACUGAUUUGUCAGAAAGUUCAGGCAGUUUUCCCGCUGCCCAGCUUUUACCAUUUUUAGUCGUUUUAUACAGUGUAAUGGGAAGAGGGAAUAUAGUUUUUUCAUAGCUUUCUUGGGUUUUAAGAUGGGAUUAGACGUGGUUUCUAGUGCUUCAUCAGUUUCGGCUUCAGAAGCUCUGACUCAAACAACAGAGGUCAUUUUUGAGAUGUUAGCUGCUGUCAACAACGUCCUGAUCAAGAAGGAUAGUUUCAAGGAACUUGCAGCUUUUUUAGAAAGGAUAAUCCCUGUUUUAAGAGAGCUGAAAAAGAAAAAUUUUGAUCAUUCUGAAAGCUUAAAUAAUGCUAUUGAGAUUCUCAACCGAGAAAUUAGAGCUGCUAACCAAUUGAUGUUAGAGUGCAGCAAGAGAAACAAAGUGUAUCUCUUAAUGAAUUGCCGGAUGAUAGUUAAGAACCUUGAGGACACUACAAGAGAGAUCAGUCGGGCUUUAAGCCUUCUUCCUUUGGCUUCACUGGAUCUUUCCUCUGGAAUUGUUGAAGAAAUUGAAAAACUUUGCGACACUAUGAGAAGAGCUGAGUUUAAGGCAGCAACAGCGGAAGAAGAAAUUUUGGAGAAAAUUGAGUCUGGAAUACAGGAAAGGAAUGUUGACCGUUCUUAUGCCAAUAAUUUGGUGGUUCUUAUAGCAGAGGCUGUUGGAAUCUCAACCGAGAGGUUGGCAAUAAGGAAGGAAUUUGAAGAAUUCAAGAAUGAGAUAGAAAGUGCUCGGCUGAGGAAAGACCAAGCUGAAGCUAUACAGAUGGACCAGAUAAUUGCUUUGUUAGAAAGGUCUGAUGCAGCUUCAUCUUCAAAGGAUAAGGAAAUCAAGUAUUUCACUAAGCGGAAGUCCUUGGGCAGUCAUCUAUUGGAACCACUCCAGUCAUUUUAUUGUCCAAUCACCAGGGAUGUUAUGGUAGACCCUGUGGAAACUUCUUCAGGACAGACAUUUGAGAGAAAUGCCAUAGAGAAGUGGUUUGCAGAUGGCAACAAACUAUGUCCCCUAACCAUGACCUCUUUAGACACAUCAAUUCUACGACCUAACAAAACUCUUCGUCAAUCGAUAGAAGAAUGGAAGGAUAGAAACACCAUGAUUAUGAUUGCUUCCAUGAAAGAAAAACUCAAGUCUGAAGAAGAGGAAGAAGUGCUUAAAAACUUGGGAGAGGUACAGUCUCUUUGUGAACAAAGAGACUUGCACAGGGAAUGGGUCAUAUUGGAGAACUACAUACCCAUUCUUAUUCAACUUCUUGGUGCAAAAAGUCGUGAUAUAAGGAAAGCUGUUCUUAUCAUCCUUUGUAUUUUGUCCAAGGACAGUGAUGAUGCUAAGGAAAGAAUCAUAAAUAUUGAGAAUGCAAUUGAAUCGAUUGUUCGAUCCCUUGGACGUCGUCUUGAGGAAAGGAAGUUAGCGGUGGCGUUGUUAUUGGAAUUAUCAAAAGCUGAUUUUGUAAAAGACCACAUUGGGAAGGUUCAAGGUUGCAUACUACUAUUGGUGACCAUGUCCAAUGGUGAUGAUGAUCAAGCUGCCAGAGAUGCACAGGAGCUAUUGGAGAAUUUGUCAUUCUCAGAUCAGAAUGUCAUACAAAUGGCAAAGGCCAACUAUUUUACAUAUUUGUUGCAACGUCUCUCUACAGGAUCUGAUGACGUCAAAAAGAUCAUGGCAACAAAUUUAGCAGAGAUGGAGUUGACUGACCAUAACAAGGAGUCUUUGCUUGAAGGAGGUGUACUGGGCCCUCUUCUUGACAUGGUCUCAUGUGAUCAAAUUCAAAUGAAAGAGGUGGCUGUUAGAGCUCUUCGAAACCUCUCAAGCUUGCCAAAAAAUGGUCUACAGAUGAUUAGAGAAGGUGCAGUCCGUCCAUUAAUUGAUCUUCUUUCCCAUCACAAUUCAACCUACUCAAGUUUUCGUGAACAUGUAGCGGCCACAAUUAUGCACCUAGCUGUUUCAACUGUGUCUCAAGAAUCUGGCCAGACUCCUAUUAUAUUCUUGGAAUCUGAUGAAGAUAUUUUCAAGCUUUUCUCUCUAAUUAACUUGACGGGGCCUAAUGUACAACAAAGCAUUAUCCAGACCUUCCACGCCUUGUGUCAAUCCCAAUCUAGUACCAACAUCAAGAUGAAAUUAACACAGUGUUCAGCUGUGCCAAUAUUGGUUAAACUUUGUGAGCAUAAUAUCCCAAAUGUUCGAGCAAAUGCUGUAAAGCUAUUUUGCUGCUUAGUUGAUGGGGGAGAUGAAGCCACCAUCAUGGAGAAUGUGGAUCAAAAGUUCAUCGAGGUUAUACUUGCGAUCAUGAGGUCUUCUGAUGAUGAAGAAGAAAUUGCUUCUGCAAUGGGCAUUAUCUCCAACCUUCCGGAAAUUCACCAGAUUACGCAGUGGCUUUUGAAUGCUGGUGCACUUCAAGUCAUCUUCAAUUUUCUCCAUAAUAACAGACAGAAUGGUUCAUGUAAUAAUUGGUUGGUAGAGAAUGCUGUUGGAGCCAUCCAUCGUUUCACUGCUCCAACAGAAUUGGAAUGGCAGAGGAGUGCGGCUGAAGUGGGCUUCAUACCCAUAUUGGUAAAAUUGCUAGAAACUGGAACCAUAUUGACCAAGCAACGUGCUGCCUUAUGUCUUACUCGUUUUUCAGAGUCUUCAUCAGGACUUAGUAGACCCAUGCCAAACCGUAGAAGGAUGUGGUGCUUUUCAGCUCCACCAGAAAUUGGAUGCCUGGUUCAUGGAGGAAUUUGCACUGUCGUUUCAUCAUUUUGCCUUGUAGAGGCUGAUGCAGUGCACCCACUAGUACGAAUUCUUGGGGAGGCUGAUCCUCUAGCUUGUGAGGCUGCUUUAGAUACACUAUUAACUUUAAUUAAAGAUGAGAAACUCCAAAACGGUAGUAAAGUGCUUGCAAAUGCAAAUGCUAUACCAUCUAUUAUAAGAUUUCUUGGUUCUCCUUACCCUCCACUGCAGGAAAAGGCACUAAAUGCCUUGGAAAGGAUAUUUCGGCUGCUGGAGUUCAAACAGAUGUAUGGAGCUUCAGCUCAGAUGCCUUUAGUUGACUUGACUCAGCGAGGAAGUGGUAGUGUGAAAUCUCUGGCAGCAAGAAUACUUGCUCAUUUGAAUGUGCUUCAUGAUCAGUCUUCCUAUUUCUGAAAAACCCUUCAUGGUUUCAAUCUCAUUAUCGAGGAGUUGAUGGUGGAAAAGAAAGUACAAAAAAAGAUGCACGAAGGCGGAUGUUUCCUGGUAUUGAAACCUUGCAUUUUUAGGGAAAGACUAGGGAUACUCAUUCACAUGAAAGAGGGAUCUAGAUUGAUUUUCUUAUUAAUAUUGGGAUGGUCUGAUUCUUAGCAAGCAGUUUUCAUCUGUCUUCAUUUGGGAGUAACAGCAUCACAGAUUCGAAAGGGGACCUAAUUUUGAUUUGUGCUUUUGCCUUUGUAGAUACUGUCAUUGGACAGGUAAGAAACUAAUUGUGGGUCAUAUUAAAGAUGCCACAUGUUGUAUUCUGUCUGUACAUUUGCAGCUUGAUUUAUUUUUUUGGUAAAGGAAGAAAAAGAAAAUAAUGGAAAAAGAAGAAAUCAGUGUAAGGCUCCAUUAGUUGACUGGUUCGCAAAAAUUAGCUCAUUGUUUUAUAGAAUUCUAUUCUUUGCUAUGUUAGAUGCUGUUUAUCUGUAUAUGAGGAAAGAGAGUUUCGAAUUUCACUGCAAAUUUCUCAUCUUAUUUUGUUGGCUUUUUAAGCUGAAAAUACAUUUAAGUGAAGAAUUAUUUAUUGUA